Pseudonaja textilis is the source of this 1774-nucleotide messenger RNA. Lineage: Eukaryota; Metazoa; Chordata; Lepidosauria; Squamata; Elapidae. The record is from RefSeq and is a predicted model, not a curated record.
AAAAACAUAUAGUUGCAUGGAAUUUGGAAAGAGAUUCACUGAAAGUAGUGAUAUUACUUGCCAUCAAAGGAUUGACACAGAGGACAGACCAUAUAAAUGCCUGGAGUGUGGAAAGAGCUUUAUUGACAAAUGGUGCCUUACUUUCCACCUAAGAAUGCACACAGCAGAAAGACCGCAUAAAUGCAUGGAGUGUGGAAAAAGCUUUCGUCAGAACUCAGAACUUAUUCGUCAUAAGAGGACCCAUACUGGGGAGAGACCAUAUAAAUGCAUCCAGUGUGGAAAAGGGUUUACUCAGAAAAGUGGUCUUAUUAGUCAUGAAAGAAUUCAUACAGGGGAGAAACCAUUUCAAUGUACGGAAUGUGGAAAGAGCUUUGCUCAGAAAGGACACCUUAAAUUUCAUAAAAAAAUUCACAGGGCAGAGAUCGUAUAAAUGCUUGAAGUGUGGGAAAAUCUUUUAUUGGAGCACAAAACUAAAAUAAUGCCUACAGAAGAAAUUGUAUAAAUCUAUGGAAGGAGAUUCUGAACAAUGCUAGUCCCAAAUAUUUGAAUUCAUUCAGAGCAGCUAGAUUUUCCAUUGCCUAUUUUCACCUGCAUUUCCCUCCCCCCCGCCCCCUUUCCUGCCUUUUGCCCAUUGCCAUCUCACUGUCUUUUCCAACCAGAGGAGUAAUGGCUUCCUUGACUUCCUUUUUAAUUUACCUAAAAACCACUAUAUAAAACAAAUUUAUCAAAUUUAGAAAGCAUUGCAACCUGCAGAAUUGUUUAAUUCCCACAAAAUAGUACUCAUGUUCUUUUCUUUCCUCUUAAGUCUUAGCUAAAUAAGUCUUCUCAUUUCCCUUUGUUAUCUCCUGACCAGAAGAAAAAGCAGUGAGAUCAGCUCCAGAAAGAUAACCUUUUUUGAGUAGUUGAUUAUUCCAUACUACUUUAGCUUCCCAACAUAGUUUGGAGAAAAACCUCUUUAUACUCUUACAGUCUUAGAAUCUUACUAAUAAACUCGGAUAACAGAUAAUCAAAGUUGGAAGGGACCUUAUAGGUCAUCUAGUCCAUCCACACACUCCCACCCAAGCAGGAGACCCUACAUCAACUCUUAUGACCUGUAAUUCUACAGCCUCCCUUCAUGUAUUUGUUUUUCAUUAUCUCAUCCUGUCAUCAUCGGCUAUACCAAGCCUUAUAUUUAAGACUACUAAGGGAACAUAAUCACUUUGAGAGGUCAAUUUCUGUGGGGGUUUUAGGUAGCGCAGCCCCUUGAAACAAGAUCAAUUCUAAGAAUCCACCCAGCCAGGAAAGACAAGGAGAAAAAGUGAACAAAAAGUCAAGACUUCAACAGAACUCAAGUAGAUGUAAAAGAGAAAAGAUAUAGGUGCAGAUUGUGUACUGUGUAGAAAAAGGAUUCCUUCAUUGAGUCUAUAGAGAUUAUAAGUAAUCCAAGGUUGUCUCAAUCCUUGGUUGUCUCAAAAGUGCUUUUUCAAAAGACAAACUGGACUUUAUUUUUGCUUGAAGAUGUUUCACUUCUUAGCCAAGAAGUUGAAAACUGAAGAAACUUCUUGGAUGAAAAGCUAAAAACAAAGUCCAACUGUCUUUUGAAAAAACAGCUUUGGAAGUCUUGAGUGUCAUUGCAGGAAUACAGACAACAGAGACAAUAAAUUGGUGUAAAGGAAUCCCCAAAGUAUUUAUUGCUUACAUACUUAUUUAAUAAAUGUAGUUGCUGUGUGGCUGCCUUCAGCAAUUUCAUUUUGUCACAUUUGCAGCACCAUCCAUGUCGUUUCCCUCCCUUUCU